Macadamia integrifolia is the source of this 1366-nucleotide messenger RNA. RefSeq names its product caffeic acid 3-O-methyltransferase-like. The record is from RefSeq and is a predicted model, not a curated record. NCBI's taxonomy places the organism in Eukaryota, Viridiplantae, Streptophyta, Magnoliopsida, Proteales, Proteaceae. Gene Ontology annotation, molecular function: S-adenosylmethionine-dependent methyltransferase activity; O-methyltransferase activity; protein dimerization activity. Gene Ontology annotation, biological process: methylation. The transcript has 4 exons. The coding region runs from base 9 to 1109 and encodes 366 amino acids.
UCAAAAAAAUGGGUUCCAUUGAGAAUAAGAGUACCACAAUCAUAAACAAAGAUGAAGAGGAAGCUUGCAUGUAUGCCAUGCAAUUAGCCAGUGCUUGUGCCUUGCCCAUGGUCUUGAAAGCAGCUGUUGAGCUGGACUUGUUUGACAUCAUUGCCAAAGAAGGUCAUGGUGUGCAUAUGUCCCCUUCUGAGAUUGCUUCUUACCUACCCACAAAGAACCCAGAUGCACCCUUUGUGCUUGAUCGUUUCCUCAGACUUCUGGCCAGUUUUUCCAUCCUUAGUUAUUCUUUGCAAGGCCACGAUGAUGCCCAAGUUGAGAGACUUUAUGGUCUCACUCCUGUUGGGAAGUACUUCUUGAAGAACCAAGAUGGAGGAUCCAUGGCUCCUUUGGUGCUUUUGAACCAAGGCAAAGUCCCCAUGGAAAGCUGGUACCACAUGAAUGAUGCUGUUCUUGAGGGUGGAAUUCCAUUUCACAAGGCAUAUGGAAUGACAUCAUUUGAAUACUUUAGUACUAAGGAUCCUGGAUUCAGUAAGGUUUUCAACAAAGGUUUAUCAGACUACUCAAACAUAACAAUGAGAAAAAUUGUUGAGAUCUACAAAGGGUUUGAGGGCCUCAAGUCACUGGUUGAUGUUGGUGGUGGGACUGCAGCAACACUUAAUAUGAUUGUUUCUAGCCACCCUUCUAUUAAGGGCAUUAAUUUUGAUUUACCACAUGUCAUUAGAGAUGCACCUUCUUAUCCUGGUGUAGAACAUGUUGGAGGAUGUAUGUUUGGAAAAUUUCCAAAAGGAGAUGCCAUCCUAAUGAAGUGGACAUGCCAUGAUUGGGAUGAUGAAAACUGCUUGAAGAUUCUGAAGAAUUGCUAUAAAACAAUAGAAGAUGAUGGGAAAGUUAUCCUUAUUGAAUCAAUAGUUCCAACUGCACCUGAGCCAAGCCUUGCUGCAAAGGUUGUCUUCCAACUUGACAAUAUCAUGUAUGCUAAUACAUGCGGAGGGAGAGAGAGAACCCAGAAAGACUUUGAAGCCUUAGCCAAGGGAGCUGGAUUUGCAGAUUUCCGAGUGGAUUGUUGUGUUUUUAAUAGUUGUGUCAUGGAGUUACGUAAAAAGAUUUAAGAUUUUAAGUUUUUCUAUAGCCUGAAGAAGACCUUAUUUGAGGGUGAUCUCACAUGUAUGAAAUAAGCACUUCUCCAUUUUUCUUAGGAAUAGUUUUGUAAAUUUUCAACUACGUCAACUUUUAUAUAUGGGGUUCGUGUAUAAUGUAACCUUUCGUGGUGGGUGAGUAUCAUUUUUGGGUAAGUCAAUCCCCAUUUGAGUUCGAAGUUUUCUUGUAGUUAAUGAUAUCCAGCUUGGAUGAGUGAAUCCCCAAACAA